CUCCCGAACUUCCAUAUCUCUCCUCUGCUCUCACUCUCCUCCCACCCACUCCAGAAAACCUCACAAAAACCCUCGCUCCCCACAACCCGCCGCCGCCCACGCCGCCGCCUGUACCAGCGGCGUCAAGAUGAGUCGGCACCCUGAAGUGAAGUGGGCUCAGAGGAUCGACAAGGUUUACAUCACUGUACAGUUACCUGAUGCCAAGGACGCUAAGGUCAAUUUGGAACCAGAUGGUGUCUUCACAUUCUCUGGCAGUGCUGGUACAAACUUAUAUGAAUUGAAACUAGAUCUGAAUGACAAAGUAAACGUUGAGGCUAGCAAAAUAAGUGUGGGUGUCAGGUCCAUAUUCUGUAUUGUAGAAAAAGCUGAGGCCAAAUGGUGGAAGAAACUUGUUCGAGAUGAUCAAAGGGCACCUCACUUUGUGAAAGUUGAUUGGGACAAAUGGGUUGACGAAGAUGAUGAUGGUGCUGAUGUCAACUUGGAUGGGAUGGACUUCUCGAAUUUUGGCGGUAUGGGUGGUAUGGGUGGCAUGGGUGAUAUGGCUGGCUUGGGUGGUCUUGGUGGAAUGGGUGGUAUGGGAAUGGAUGAUUUUGAGGAUGAUAGUGAUGAAGAAGAAGUAUCGAAACCUCAAGCUGCCGGACAUGCUGCUGAGGCCGAGAAGACUGAGUCGGCGGAAGCCAAGACUGAGUCGGCUCAGAGCAGUUGAAGAUGCUUCCGACAUGAUCUAAACUAGUUGUAUCGUCAAGUUAAUUCUGCUGAAUCGGUGGACAAACUUCUACGUUGUGGCACUGGCCGAUCCCAGUGACUUGCCCUAAAAUUUACGUUCUGUCUUUACAUGGGCAUCCUAGUGUUGUGCUCAUCACAUUAUUGAUAUUGUUUCUGUGAUGCUUCCUUUGGUCGACAAUCAUGUGCUGGAGUUUGUUUACUGGAUUGCUUUUCUUCUGUGGUUUUUGGCUUUAUACCUGUAUGGAAAGCUGGAGCCGCAAAUGGAGAAAUAGGGAACGACGUGUAUUUUUGUUCUUUGGGGGUACUUGUGCACAUUUGUUUGGUUCCUUACCGUAUAAUACUCUAAAUUUUAAGCU
This is a messenger RNA of Zea mays, 1082 nucleotides long. Its product is annotated as co-chaperone protein SBA1. Gene Ontology annotation, cellular component: nucleus; cytosol. Gene Ontology annotation, biological process: chaperone-mediated protein complex assembly; protein folding. The coding region runs from base 128 to 706 and encodes 192 amino acids. The transcript has 6 exons. The record is from RefSeq and is marked validated. Lineage: Eukaryota; Viridiplantae; Streptophyta; Magnoliopsida; Poales; Poaceae. Gene Ontology annotation, molecular function: Hsp90 protein binding; protein-folding chaperone binding.